AUGUCAGAAUUUGAAUUGGAGUUUGAUGAACAGAAAAUCAUUGAUAAAGGAAAAGGAAAAGAAGUUUUAGUCGAUUCGCCGAUUACCAAUAAGGCGGAGAUAGGUGAAGAAAUGGGGGAGCCACCUUCUGGUGGUGAAACCCUUGGAGAAUAUCCUGAAUCCAGUGACGAGGAAGAAAACGAUGACGACGAUGACGGGGUCGAAGGAGCGUCUUCCUCGACAUCAAAUAGAUAUGAGCUUAGCCGAAAAGAGGAAGAAUUUUUAGAAAAGGAUCGAUCUCUAUUGGAAUUUCUCUUAUUAUUGGACAAUUACGAACCUCUCAAAUUCCUAGCAGACAUCGCUACAGAUGCAUUUCAAUAUUGCAAAAUUCGGCAACAAAGUAAAAAGAAUGUCGGAAAGGGAAUAAAAUAUUGCCCGGGGACUAAUUACUUUUUCCUUGAAUUAACCAACGAACUUCAGCAGCGCAACAAAACGGUACUGACUCUGGAGGAUCUUACCGCCGCAUUAUCAGAAUAUGGGGUUAAUAUUAAGAAGCCUGAUUAUUAUCGCGCAUGA
This is a messenger RNA of Acaulospora colombiana, 555 nucleotides long. The record is from the annotation of a GenBank genome assembly. Lineage: Eukaryota; Fungi; Glomeromycota; Glomeromycetes; Diversisporales; Acaulosporaceae.